AUGUAUGCGCAAAGGCCUUUAUCAUAUGCCCCGACUCCUUACAGCUAUACGCCGAACCCGGCGCUGGCUGCAUCCAUCAACCUCGACGAGGAAGUGAAAUUAGCCUCCAGCUCGGCGGAGCGCGAUCUUCACGAGUCUCUGGCGGAGAUUUACAGUAUCAUCGUUACAUUGGACGGUCUUGAGAAGGCUUAUAUCCGGGAUGUGGUUACGGAAGCGGAGUACACGGAGACCUGCACUCGCUUGUUAAAGCAGUAUAAGUCGAGCCUGGGCGACGACACCGUGGCGGGAGAGUUUGUCGACCUGGAGACUUUCAAGCGCAAAUGGGGCUUGGAAUGCCCCCGUGCCACCGAGCGUUUGCGAAUUGGGCUCCCCGCCACAGUGGAACAAGCCACACAUAGUACACCUGCAGCGAACAUGGCUCCGGCAGCAACAGGCCCGCCAGGCGGCACCUCUGGCAGCUUGAUCCUGACGGCCACCGAGAACUUUAUUACCUUCCUUGAUGCGCUGAAAUUGAACAUGGUCUCGAAAGAUGCAUUACACCCGCUGCUCUCGGAAGUGAUUCAGUCUGUGAACAGGGUGACUGAUGCGGAUUUCGAAAACCGGGGCAAGAUCAUUCAGUGGCUGAUCACGUUGAACCAAAUGCGGGCGACCGAAGAACUUAGUGAGGAGCAGGCGAGAGAACUGUCUUUCGAUAUCGAGCAAGCGUACAUGGGAUUUAAGAGCGAUAAUGAACUGAUAAGCCCAUUUUCAGUGCUCGAUCUUCCCCAGAUCCAUACCAAGCCCUCAGGCACCGAACUCAUCCAGGCUCUCGCUCUUCUGACGACCAAACCACGGAGUUUUGGUCUUAAGGCCCCUGAAGCGGUGAAGGCUCAGACCGUCCAUCCGGCCGGUAUCACCCGCUAUCUAACAUCGAUUAUCUCGAGUCCGCUCGCAUGGCUCGAGACCGAUGAGCUUCGUGAGGCUGUGUGGGACGCCGCUGCGGCCCGACUGAGCGAACGUUCUGGCCGAACUGCAAUGCCCGCCAUGUCGCGAGUCUUCAUGAUCCCGACCUCCCAGGGUGAAGAAUACACCCUCACCCUGCACGAGCCGUCUCUGACGGCCGACAACCUGGGCAUGAAGACCUGGGUCUCUUCGUACCUGCUCUCUAUCCGCCUGCACGCCCUCCUCGAAUCCCCCCCGCAGCUUGUCCCAACGACAACCACCACUCCGCAACUCCACCCCGACCGCACGCUCCGCGCCCUCGAACUCGGUGCCGGCACAGGGCUCGUUGGCCUCUCCUUCGCCGCUCUCCGCGGUAAAUCCGCCACUAUCCACCUCACCGACCUCCCCGCUAUCGUGCCCAAUCUCGCGCACAACGCCGCCCUCAACGUUGAGCUGCUCAGCCGCACCGGCGCCACCGUCACCACUGGCGUUCUGGACUGGUCCAUGGCGCCUUCGCCGCUCCCCACGCCCGCCGAGCAAUAUGACCUCAUCCUCGCGGCCGACCCGUUGUACUCGCCCUAUCACCCGAAAUGGCUCGUCGACACGGUCUCCCAUUGGCUAAGCCGGGGGCUCGACGCCCGUGUCGUGGUCGAGAUGCCCCUCCGCGAUGCGUACCUGCCGCAGGUGCAGGACUUCCGACAGCGCAUGGGCGAGCUCGGACUGGCGGUCGUUGACGAAGGCGAGGAGGUCGGCUAUGAUGACUGGGAGUCGGCUGAUGGCGGGGCCCUCCCAGUUCGAUGCUGCGCUGCCAUCUCGCUGCGCCAUGGUAUUCGCUCGCACGGCAGAGACUUGACUUUCUGUGCGAUGAUAUUCCACUCACAGCCACCGACCAUUAGCCCACCGAUGACAUAUGACGAAUGCACGCACCGCCACCCCGGCGAUAAACUGUGGAAUCAAUGCAGCUUUCCAUAUUAUCGGUCACCAUCCAUCAUGGUCAUUGGUUUACUAGUCCUAAGCGCCAUCCCCACCGUGACGGGGGUGUCGCUCGCCUCCAGCGAACAGCGCAAAGCCAACGAGCGCAAGAACGACGAGCGCCGCAUGGCCAAAUUCUACAUCGACGUCGCUGCACCCCCGCACAACCCCGAGGAUCCUGAGGUACAUAAUAAACGGGUAGUGUUGCGGGACUUUAAGGUAUUUCUGGACGAUCGUGACCCCGCAAAACGAGACCCUCCCGCGCAUACCGCGCAGGCGUUCUACAUCGAGUACCCGGAGUUUGAUCAUAUGAAACAUCUCAAACGCGGGUUCGGGGUUGCUACCUCUAUCUCGGAUAACCCGCCAAUGCUGGGAUGGAUCUAUGCGGACAAGGAUACGCAUGAGCUCAAGUAUGGGAAUCGCACGCAGAGCUGUGAGCAUGUCAUCGGGCCGUGGGAUUGGGUGGACGAUGAGACAACGUUGACGCUGGAGGGCAGUCGGCAGUUCGUCGCGGUGAAGGAGGAGGAUGGGUCGUGGGGGGUAUAUUUCGACCGAGACGGUGAUGAGCUGGAAGGGGUGUUGGAGGAGCAAGGGAAAUUGGACAAUGAGUAUCUGUUGCUACGGCUGAAAAGAAACCUGAUCGAGCAACCGGACGAUAAGAAUAAAAAUAAUAAUACAUGA
Aspergillus saccharolyticus JOP 1030-1 is the source of this 2574-nucleotide messenger RNA. RefSeq names its product S-adenosylmethionine-dependent methyltransferase. Gene Ontology annotation, cellular component: ESCRT I complex. The coding region runs from base 1 to 2574 and encodes 857 amino acids. Gene Ontology annotation, molecular function: protein-containing complex binding. Gene Ontology annotation, biological process: protein transport to vacuole involved in ubiquitin-dependent protein catabolic process via the multivesicular body sorting pathway. Lineage: Eukaryota; Fungi; Ascomycota; Eurotiomycetes; Eurotiales; Aspergillaceae. The record is from RefSeq and is a predicted model, not a curated record. The transcript has 9 exons.